Messenger RNA from Prunus armeniaca (apricot), 348 nucleotides. The record is from the annotation of a GenBank genome assembly. NCBI's taxonomy places the organism in Eukaryota, Viridiplantae, Streptophyta, Magnoliopsida, Rosales, Rosaceae.
AUGGAGUCUAUAGAUGAGAUUGCGCAAGGCAUCUCUAAUGCUUUGGCGAUUUCAGAAGAGGAGGCCAUUGAGAUUGUGAGUUUGGAAGAUCAGGACAGUUCUCGAGCCGAGCGAUUCUUACUGGUGGGUCGUUUGCUCACGCCAAAGGUCUUUCGUCGGGAUUCCUUGGUUGGGACCACGAAGUCGAUUUGGCAUACGCGUGAAGGGUUUACAGUCGUGCCUCUUAAUGACCCUCAAUGUAUGCUCUUCUCUUUCCAGAAUGAUUUCGAUCGACGCAAAGUAAUGAGGGGUGCUCCAUGUACUUUUGACAGAUCUCUUUUGGUUUUGGCUUUCACCGAUGGAAGAUGA